AUGCCUACGCACAUAUUGUCGAAGAAUUGUGACCUUCGUUCUCAUCACUUCCAUCUUCUCCAUCUUUCUUUCUUUCUUUCUUUCUGUCUUUCUUUCUUUCUUCUUCUUCUUCUUCUUCUUCUUCUUCUUCUUCUUACUAUUAUUAUUAUUAAUUUAUUUAGAGCAUUAUUCUCUUCUAUCUUCUUCCUCUUUCUUUCUUUCUUUCUUACUUACUUCUUCUUCUUAAUAUUUCUUCUCCCUCAUUUUCUCUUUCUUUCUUUCUUCCUUUCUUCUUCUUCAUCUUCAUCUUCUUCAUCUUCAUCUUCUUCUUCUUCUUCUUCUUCUUAUUAUUAUUAUUAUUAUUAUUAUUAUUAUUAUUAUUAUUAUAAUGUACGCUUUUUUGACUCGAUUGUCCCCUUAACUUUAACUAAAAUACAUUCUCUUUUUGUUACCUUUUCUCUGAUUUUUCCUUCAUUCAUAUUUUCCGUUGCUUUUUCUUUCUUUGCUCGUCUUCGUUUUUUUUUCUGUCAUAUUUCUGUCAUGUUUUCAAUUUUCUUUUUAAUCUUCUUUCCUUUAAUCUUCAUUCUACACUUUUUCCUUUGUCUUUCAUCAUUUCAUUCAAUUAUUUUUAGUCUCUCUUUCCUUUUUUUGCAUAUCGUUUGUUUGUUUUCUCCUUCGUCUAUUUCAUUCAUCCAUUGUUGUUUUUUUUUCUUUCAUUUUUAUCCAGUUUUUUUAAUAACUACGUUUUCUUCUAUUUUUCCUCUAAAUUUCAGCUUUUCUUUCUUUUUCUACACAUUUUUCAUACGUUCAUUUUUUUUCUUUCCUAUUCUUUCUUUAUUUUCUUUUUUUCUUUCUUAUUCUUUUCUUUCAUUUUUUUUCGCGAUCUCCUUUCGUAUUUGUCGCUUUUACUUCUAUUUAUUUUUUUCCUUCUUUAUCCAUUUCUUGUUCUUUCUUUUCUUAUUUCCCCGAUCUUUCAUAUACGUUGCCUUUACUUCUUCUAUUUAUCUUUCUUUCUUUUCUUUCUAUAUCCCUUUCUUAUUCUCUUUUUUUCUUUUAUUUCACGACCUCCUUUCAUAUUUGCCACUUCUAUUUAUUCUUCUUUCUAUAUCCUUUUCUUGUUCUUUUCUUUCUUUUUUUUUAAGAACACCUUUCAUAUUUUUCGCUUUUAAUCCUAUUUCUUUUUUUUCCUUUCUUUUCUUUCUAUAUCACUUUUUUCUCCCCCCCACCCCAUUUUAUCUAUUCUUAUUUUUCUUUUUUUCUUUUCUUUUCUUUUCCUCACCUCUUUCUCGGUUGAUUAUUUCAACUUCUAAAAUGUUACUCUUUCAUUUUCUUUCCUUUUCCUCUAUCGAUUCUCUUUAUAUGACGUCUAUUAUUCCGUCCUUUUUUUUCUUUCUUGUCGCUUUCUUUCUUCGUUUUAUGAAUCACUUUUUCUUCAUUUACAUAUUUUUAUUCCUUCCAUCUUUGAUUUCCUUCAGCUUUUCUACAUCAUUUGCCGUUUCUUUUAUAUUUUUUUUUCCUUUCUUUCCUUACUUGGUUCCCCACAUUGCUUUCUUUCCUUUCUUUUAUACACAUUUUCAAAGAAGCCAUGCAUUGCCUUUUGAUAUUAGCCUGCUCAAAAUUUCUCGGGAAUUGAUUCCUUUUUCCUCCUUUUUAUUCGUUCUUCCAUUCUUCUUCUUAUUCUCUCUCUCUCUCUCUCUCUCUCUCUCUCUCUCUCACUCUCCAGCUGUUGAAGAACACAUUUUCUGCUUGUCUCUGUUUUUCUCGCUUUCCAUUGAUCAGUCGAUUUAUUUUAAAAUCAAAUCCAUUACAAGCUCCAAGCAUCUUUCCUUCUUGCUUCUCUCCCCCACCCAUCUCUUUCACUCCCUCUCUCUCUCUUUCACUCUCUCUCUCUUUCUCUCUCUCUCUCUCUCUUUCUCUUUCUCUGUUUCUUACUCAAUCUCUUCUUUUUCUCGUGUGCAUUUUCUAUUAACGGAAACCCACGUUUACAUCACAUUAAAUCUCGCCUCGUCUUUUCUUUAUGGCUUCUUUCCAUUUUCACUUUCUAUUUCCCUUUUAUCCACUUUUUCGCUUAUAUCAAACUUUCUGCAUAAUAUAUUUUCUCCUUCCUCUUCCUCAUUUUUUUCCUUUUAUCCCUUUUUGAUUUUGUUUUACUUUUGCUUUUGCGUAUCUAUCUACUCCGUUUUGAAUAUCAUUCCAUCACCUUUUCUGCCGACAAUAUUUCUAUCUUCCCCUUCAUCUUUCGUUCUUUCUUUCUUUUUUUUCUUUCUUUCUUUUUUCCUUCUUUCUAUCGUUCUUUCUAUCUAUCUUUCUUUCUUUCUUUUUUUCCUUCUUUCUAUCGUUCUUUAUAUCUAUCUUUCUUUCUUUUCUUUUUCGUUUUUCUUUUCUUGA
Molecule: messenger RNA, 2367 nt
Organism: Acanthosepion pharaonis
Lineage: Eukaryota; Metazoa; Mollusca; Cephalopoda; Sepiida; Sepiidae
Source: the annotation of a GenBank genome assembly